This is a messenger RNA of Lindgomyces ingoldianus, 1370 nucleotides long. Its product is annotated as SURF4-domain-containing protein. The record is from RefSeq and is a predicted model, not a curated record. Gene Ontology annotation, biological process: Golgi organization. Gene Ontology annotation, cellular component: membrane; endoplasmic reticulum; endoplasmic reticulum-Golgi intermediate compartment. Bases 103 to 1017 code for a protein of 304 amino acids. The transcript is spliced from 5 exons. NCBI's taxonomy places the organism in Eukaryota, Fungi, Ascomycota, Dothideomycetes, Pleosporales, Lindgomycetaceae.
GGACACGUUUUGGCAACGGCUUCACGACACUAAAACCCUGGAUCGCCCAGCCCACACCCUCGCCUCUCCUCCGUUUGACCUUUUCCUUUUACUUUGACAACGAUGGCUCAGAUACGCGGCACGGCUGGUUAUCAUCUGGGCAACCAGAGCCCCUUCGGCAACGCUGGGCGAAGUGAUGAUCGCGCAGACGACCCCAGCCCGCUGGAUGCAAUUCGAGAACAAACCAGCAAGAUCGAAGACUGGUUAGAUACGCUGUCGGACCCGAUUAAGCCCUAUCUACCCGCAAUCGGCCGCUUCUUGAUCGUUGUCACAUUCAUAGAAGAUGCGCUCCGAAUUAUCACUCAGUGGCGCGACCAGCUCACAUAUCUCCACGACUACCGGCACAUACCGAAUGGUCUGACCCACCUCUUCCUCAUCGUAAACGUCAUCGUCAUGAUCUGCUGCUCCUUCAUGAUCAUAGUCCGGAAACACUCUGACUAUGGUGUCGGUGGGCUCAUUGGUGUCGUCAUUCUUCAAGGCAUUGGAUAUGGACUGGUCUUUGACCUCAACUUUUUCCUGCGCAACUUGUCGGUCAUGGGAGGGCUGCUCAUGGUCUUGUCGGACUCGUGGGUUCGGAAGAAGUUCGCACCGGCGGGCUUGCCGCAACUUGAUGAGAAGGACAGGAAGAUGUACUUCCAGCUUGCUGGUCGCAUUCUGCUCAUCUUUCUCUUCGUCGGGUUUGUUUUCAGGGGUGAUUGGAACUUCUGGAGGAUUCUGGUCAGCAUAAUCGGAUUUGGGGCUUGCGUGAUGGUUGUCGUGGGAUUCAAGGCCAAGUGGAGCGCCAUUAUGUUGGUCGUCAUUCUCAGUAUCUUCAACAUCCUGGUCAACAACUUCUGGACGCUCCACCCCCACCAUCCCCACAAGGACUUCGCCAAGUACGACUUCUUCCAGAUCCUCUCCAUUGUCGGUGGUCUCCUCUUGCUGGUCAACAUGGGUCCCGGCCAGUUCAGUGUCGACGAGAAGAAGAAGGUCUACUAGAUGUACCCUCAAAGCAGUGAUUUUCCCGACUUCCUUCAGCAUACUGGCGCAGGAUCGAACGACAUAUAUGAACAUCGUGCUCAUUCAUCGAUUACAGGAGUGAUAGCUUAUGACGGGACGGGAAUGGAAGGAGAAUACGCCUAAAAUACGGCCAGCAACUUAGCAAGGAGUCCGUGGGUCGGGCUGGUGUGUAGACUAUGAUUAUCCAUUUGGCGUUUGUAUCUUGCAAUUGGAGUACCGAUUGCAAGAAAAGGAAAUUGAUCCACUUUUGGAAUUACCACUCUGUGUCACCCAGACUGGCCCAAGAGUCAAGUCCAUAGACCACUUAAGGCAACAAUUCCGGAAUGCUAAUU